Molecule: messenger RNA, 1308 nt
Organism: Phragmites australis (common reed)
Lineage: Eukaryota; Viridiplantae; Streptophyta; Magnoliopsida; Poales; Poaceae
Product: filament-like plant protein 2
Exons: 2
Coding region: 1-1308 (435 amino acids)
Source: RefSeq, a predicted model, not a curated record
AUGAAAGGAGCGAGCGGCUGCAUGGGAGGUGGUUGUGACAAGGGCGGUGCUGCGCGGCCACCGUCGGGGUCCCCGAGCGCCUCUGCAGAGAGGGCUUGCACGGGACCCAGCCCCCGGCCACCUUCUGGCCUGGCCCCGGAACCCCUCCUCGAGGUGCUGGAAAGCGCCCGACAGGUCAUCGGGCGGCUCGAAGUGGCCGUGGUGGCAAAGCGGGCUGAGCUCAAAAAAGAGUGCGCCGCCCUGGUCGAUGAGAGGGGCCGGCUGGAGGAGGCCCGGAAGCUGCUGGAGACCCGCAUUGCCUCGGCCUGCACGUCCUACGAGAAAUCCAUGCGCGAGGUGGCCGAGGAGCGGGAGACGCUGGAGGAGGCCCACGACGAGGCCGUCGCCGCGCAGGAGAAGGCCAGCCGCAUGGAGCGGCUCAUGGCAGAGCGUGACCAGGCGUCGAGGAAGCGCGCCACAGUGCUGCUCGCUCGCGAGAGACAGAACGACGAGCUCGAGCGCGACCGCGCCGACGUCCUCCGCUGGGAGGAGCAGGUUGUGCUGCGCGAGACAGACGUCAAAAUAAUGGCGUUGGCACUUGACGCCCGGGAGGAGCAGAUCAAGCGGCGCGAGGCGGAUGCCGGCUCGGCAUCGUCAGCACUCACGGCCCAGGAGGAGCUGGUCGCCAAGCGGGAGGCCGACCUGGCUGCCCAAGAGCAAGUCGUCAAGGCCCGAGCCGAGCAGCUGGAGCGAGCUCAGACCGAGGCGGCCGUCCAACGCCGGGAGAUCCCGUUCACGAGGGGCGUCCCUACCAGUGCCGCCGACGGCACCAGCCUCAAGGAUCGGCUGAAGAACACCGAGGAUGAGCUCGAGAUCGUCCUCACUGAGCGGACGAACGUGAAGCUAAUGAUGCAGGACAUCCUUCAGCAGGCACGGGACUCCGUGGAGGCGACCGGGCUCGGGCGCGUGUUCGUGGGCGAUCAGUCGCUGGACAAGGAGUCGAUAAGCCACAUCGCCCUCGGGUUCUCAGAGAUCCCCCGGCACCUCGAGGCCCUUCCUGACGCUAUGCAGGAGCUGGUGACCCGGGAGGGGCGUGCACUAGCCCAAGGAGUGGCCAAGCACGUUCUCGCCUGCUAUUGCAGCCGGGACCCCGCCUUCCUGCUGGAGCUAGCCCGGCAGGGUGUGGUUGAGGCAGAGGAGGCUGCCGCUUGGGAAGUCAUCCGCGCCGUCACCACCGAGGUGGCGAAAUGUUUUGUGCGGGAGCCGGACCCGAGCAACGACAGUAGCAGUGACGCGUGCUCUCCUCCUCCUGAGCCUGUAGAUAGUUAG